Messenger RNA from Egretta garzetta (little egret), 2113 nucleotides. It is a transcript of the gene TERF2IP, whose product is annotated as TERF2 interacting protein. The annotation marks the transcript as partial. Gene Ontology annotation, biological process: regulation of DNA-templated transcription; telomere maintenance via telomere lengthening. Lineage: Eukaryota; Metazoa; Chordata; Aves; Pelecaniformes; Ardeidae. The record is from RefSeq and is a predicted model, not a curated record. Gene Ontology annotation, cellular component: shelterin complex. The transcript is spliced from 2 exons. Gene Ontology annotation, molecular function: telomeric repeat DNA binding.
CCCGCGCAGAGCACGGGUCUGUUCGAGGCGGCUAACCGGGAGUUCGAGAGCACGGAGUCUGGAAGUGACACUUCGGACAUUUCAGAAGAACUUUCUACCCAAGAUGGAGAGGGAAAGGCCCCAGGAGAAACAGCAUCUGGUUUGAAAACUGGACUGGAGGACUGUGCUUUCCCUGACACUCAAAGGGAAGAACGACCAACAAGCACUUGCUCUUCUUCCGGCGUGGUGGGAGAAGUAGUAAGAACUAUGCAGCACUUCAUGGAGAAGUUCGACAUGGACCUGUUCACUGUUACACAGGCCUUUCUGAAAAACACCGGUGAAGUGGAGACUACUUUAUACUUUCUGCAGACAGGGCAGCGCUUGGAUGGGUACCCUGUAUGGAGCAGAGAGGAUGAUUUAGAAUUGCAAAAAGAUGAUGAACAUGUCAGAAAUAAAUUGAUAGCAAAAUUUGGAGCUGAAAACGUAGCAAAGCGGGUAGCAUUUAGGAAAAGUUAGAUAGCAAGGCCAAGGAGAAGGACUGAUCUAGGGCUGUGGCAGGAACUUAAAGUCGUUUUAGAAAUGCAAAUGUGAUGGAGAAUUUCAUGCUAUGUUCUGAAGUUACAUAAAUGCUGUAAAAUAAUUUUUUUUAUAAAAGACCUAUUUUGUGUUUGAUUUUUGUUUGUAAUACUGAAUAUAUGAAACGUUUACAAUAGAAAAUGAUGAAGAGCAAGAUUCUAUACAGUAUCAAGUUUUCACUGAAAAUUUGCUUUAAAGUGUGUAUCUACUGUAUAAACUAGCGGAUAGUCCUAGCCGUACGUUGCUGCGUGCAAAGGAUUUCGAAUUGGCUUGGCACCAAAAUCUGACAGACUCACAUUAAGUGCUGUAACGUGUUAUUAGUCCACAAUAGCAGCCUGCUCUCUGUCGUGUGUCUGUUACUUCAGACUGUUGUGGAAGAUCAUUUAUAACCUGCUCUGCCAGCUGUUGUCAUUACCUUUGUUGUUGUUAAUGAACCUUGAUUAGCAGCAGACAUUUUGAGAUGGUAACAACGAAAAUGUAACUGUUCAAAAAAAGGGAUCAAAAACACUCAUGCCAGAAGAUGAGGCACUUGGUCUCAUAAAUGAAUGCUGAGAUGUCUCAUAGUGGCCAUGAGUACUGGGAAUGGCCAAAAAAGGUCACUGUGACAUUGUAAUAUCCAGUCUUGUUACAGAGAUCUGUCAGUUAAAGCCUCAGGCCGGUAUAGACAGUCAUCUCAAUUUUUAUUACCACUGCAGCUCAUGUUCUCCACUGCUAAUAUUGCAGGGUUUGUUUAAUAACAUUAACUUCGCCAUCUUGCUUUGUGACUUCAAAACCAGUCAAUACCUCUGCCCCAGCUUGCAUCUCUACGCAUUGAAGAGCCCUACCUUCUUUAAUCCCGGCGAAGUACCAGACCAUACAGUCUAGUUGGAAACAGUAGACCAGCUUUCAGGGCCACGUGCAAUAGCUCAGUAAGAGAUAAAAGUCAGGAAACAGUGCUCAGAGUUUAUUUAAGUAUCCAUCACCAAAGUCAUGUUUGAGAGAGAGAGAACACCAUUGCUAGAAUGCAGUCACAAUGGGGAAGCCUCAAGACUUUCAGCCUGAAAUUGUGCUCUGGUGACUAUUUCAAUGUUAUUUGAAGUCAGUCCUGUAAACCUGGAAUUCAUUCUUUUGGAGAAGUUAUUGGGGCUAGUAAAAGCAAAGAUUGGGGGGAAGAGGUGUCCCACUUUUCUUUUGCCCCAGUGCGGGCAGCGCCCGGCGCACACCCUGCACCGCGGCCGCAGGCUCUGUAGAGCUCUCCAAGCGAGCACAACAAAGCAGAGCUUUUCCAACCGAGGUGGAAUUCUUUGUCUUAACGCAUCUCCAGCGGCUCCGUGGUCUGCUACUUGUUUGGUGGGGGAGAUGGCCUGCUUUGCAGAAUGUCAUUCCCCGUUCUCCGACAGAGCUAGCGGGAGGCACUGCCGUUUCUAACACUUACCUUGAUGUUAUUAGAAUCUGUGAGGAACAUGGUGAAGCGAUCAAUUCCCAUGCCCCAGCCAGCUGUAGGAGGGAGGCCGUACUCCAGCGCGGUGCAGAAGUUUUCGUCAAUGAACAUGGCUUCGUCAUCCCCCGCAGCUUUUGC